Dioscorea cayenensis subsp. rotundata (Guinea yam) is the source of this 1056-nucleotide messenger RNA. RefSeq names its product 60S ribosomal protein L7a-2-like. The record is from RefSeq and is a predicted model, not a curated record. Gene Ontology annotation, cellular component: ribonucleoprotein complex. Bases 93 to 869 code for a protein of 258 amino acids. Gene Ontology annotation, biological process: ribosome biogenesis. Lineage: Eukaryota; Viridiplantae; Streptophyta; Magnoliopsida; Dioscoreales; Dioscoreaceae. The transcript has 7 exons.
UGUCGUCAUCUUGUUGCGAGUGAUGCUGGUUCACGCCUAGGGUUUUUUUGGCGCCGUCUUCAUCCAAAACCCUGACCAGUAGGUCUCCUUCGAUGGCCCCAAAACGAGGUGGGAAGGCUCCUGUUCCGGCGAAGAAGAAACCGGAGAAGGUUGUGAAUCCGUUGUUUGAGAAGAGGCCGAAGCAGUUUGGGAUCGGUGGAGCACUGCCGCCAAAGAAGGACCUCCACAGGUUCGUGAAAUGGCCCAAGGUUGUGCGGAUCCAGAGGCAGAGGAGGAUCCUCAAGCAGCGUCUGAAGGUCCCUCCUGCUUUGAACCAGUUCACUAGGACCUUGGACAAGAACCUUGCCAGCAGUCUAUUCAAGAUGUUGUUGAAGUACAGGCCUGAGGACAACGCUGCAAAGAAGGAAAGGCUUCUGAAGAGGGCCCAGGCUGAAGCUGAAGGGAAGACCGUUGAGGUCAAGAAGCCAAUUGUUGUGAAGUAUGGGCUGAACCAUGUCACGUACCUCAUUGAACAGAACAAAGCACAGUUGGUGGUAAUUGCUCAUGAUGUGGACCCUAUUGAGCUGGUGGUCUGGCUCCCAGCUCUCUGCAGGAAGAUGGAAAUCCCCUACUGUAUUGUGAAGGGGAAAUCACGUUUGGGAGCGAUUGUCCAUAAGAAAACCGCCGCAGCUUUGUGUCUCACCACGGUGAAGAACGAGGAUAAGCUGGAGUUCAGCAAAAUUCUAGAGGCAAUCAAGGCUAAUUUCAAUGACAAGUUUGAUGAGAUCAGAAAGAAGUGGGGAGGGGGAAUUAUGGGCACCAAGUCUCAGGCCAAGACCAAGGUCAAGGAAAGGCUCCUAGCUAAAGAAGCUGCUCAGAGAAUGACCUAAGCUUUCAAACUCUAUAUACAAAAUCGCCUGCCUGCCUCCACUAGAACCUCUUCGAGUGAACUUUUUUUGCCUUUCUCCAAAGUUUUGGCUUGUCUUUCUAUUUGCUACCAGUUGUGUUCAAAAUCAUUGUUCUGAGGAUUGUACUGUUUGGUUAUUAUCACUCUCGUGCUUUUACCUUCUUUUUCAA